Messenger RNA from Bipolaris sorokiniana ND90Pr, 3461 nucleotides. RefSeq lists its product as uncharacterized. The coding region runs from base 244 to 3381 and encodes 1045 amino acids. Gene Ontology annotation, cellular component: cytosol; nuclear envelope. The record is from RefSeq and is a predicted model, not a curated record. Lineage: Eukaryota; Fungi; Ascomycota; Dothideomycetes; Pleosporales; Pleosporaceae. Gene Ontology annotation, biological process: protein import into nucleus. Gene Ontology annotation, molecular function: small GTPase binding. The transcript is spliced from 7 exons.
UUGUUUCGACUGCAACAAACAACAGGCAGACAAUUACCCUGCAGCCUCAUAUUCACUGCCCCCCGGGAGAGUAGGGUCCUAUUUCACCUUUGUUGCUUGCUGUAUAUACCCAGUAGCGUCAUUUCCUCUCAUUCUGAAUCUCUCUUCUUCACACUUGCGCUGUACUGCGUCUCGAACUACCCCACUACGGCAACCCGCCCAGUGCAUGCAUAUAUACAUAAACACAACAAACAACAGCACCCUAUGAGCGCCAGCUUCCAGGUCGAGGUUCCCGGCGAGGCCAAUCCCUUGACCGAGGGCAUCCUUUUCCAUGUCCUACGCUCCGCCUCGUCCGCAGACCAGACGCAGGUCCAGAGCGGCGCAAAGCAACUGCAGCAUUGGGAAAAGACACAGGGUUUCUACCCUCUGCUUCAGUCCGUUUUCCUCGACCAUUCCCUUCCGCUCGAAGUGCGAUACCUAGCCAUUAUCCAGUUGAAGAAUGGCAUCGACAAGUACUGGCGCAAGACUGCCACCAAUGCGGUGACAAAGGAAGACAAGGCCUCUAUCCGGGCACGUCUACUCGAGAGUGCGGUGAACGAGGCGGAUCCCCGGCUGGCCCUUCAGAACGCCUUAGUCGUAGCAAAGAUUGUCCGCUUCGAGUUUCCCAAUGACUGGCCAGAUCUGUUCCAGCAGCUCCUCCACAUACUCCGCGCCUCGACCGAACCCAACGCAUACUCACUACAACUCCCCCGUGCGCUCCUCGUGCUCCUAUAUAUCAUAAAAGAACUCUCCACAGGCCGCUUGCUGCGCACCCGCCAGAGCCUGCAUACAGUUGCUCCGGAAAUAUUCAAUGUUCUAGGGACAAUAUAUGUGAGUAAGGUGCAAACAUGGCAAACCUUCUUUCGUGAUGGUGGCGACGAUGAAGGCGGUGCAAUAGAGAGCAUUGACCACAGUCUGCUCGCCAUAAAGACCAUUAGGCGACUAGUCAUUGCUGGCUACGAAUUUCCAGGCAGAGACAAGGACAUUCAGGACUUUUGGACACUGACUCGUACUCACCUUGGCGGGUUUCUACAGUAUGUGACGCCAGAGAACUCGCCGCUUGCAGCAGAGGUGCAGAAGAAGAUUGGAAAACAUCUCAUGCAGCUGUCCAAACUUCAUCUCAACAUGGCUUCUACUCACCCCUCAGACUUUGUUCUCCUGCCAAACUCUUUAGAUCUUGCACGCGACUACUGGAGUCUGAUCGCAAAGGUAGGCGAGCAAUGGGGCUCUACGUCCAUAGAAGGCGCCAAAGUUAGUACCGAUGGCGACGCUGAGGAUGAGGCCCCCAUACUCGAACGUCUUGCUCUCAAAGGUUUGUUGUUGAUACGUGCGUGUAUAAAGAUGGUCUUCUAUCCCACCCAGACCUUUCGCUACAAGCAACAACAAGAAAAGGACGAAAAGAACCAAGCUACGCACUUGGUCCGCACAGACUUGUUCACAGACGACUUGGUGCGAGAAAUGAUGUCAGCACUCGUCCAGCGCUUUUUCGUCUUUCGUCCCAGCGACCUCCGCAUGUGGGAGGAAGAGCCCGAUGAGUGGGAGAAGAUGGAAGAAGGUGCAGAGGAUUGGGAGUUCGCCAUCCGCCCCUGCGCUGAAAAGCUGUUCUUAGAUCUCGCAAAGAAUUUCAAAGAUUUGAUCAUCCAGCCUCUGCUCCAAGUCUUUUAUUCCGUCGCAACCCCUCAGAAUGAGGACAUUCUGUUCAAGGACUCGGUGUAUACGGCCAUUGGCCUUGCAGCUGACAUACUUCAUGACAAGCUUGACUUUGACUCUUUUCUGGAGAACACCCUAGUUGUAGAGGCUACCAAACAGACACCCGGCUUCAACAUUAUUCGUCGUCGUAUUGCUAUCAUCAUUUCUCAAUGGAUUACCAUCAAGAUGGCACAAGAGAAGAAGCCUAUAGUAUACCAAAUCUUUCAACAUUUACUCGACAAGAACGAUCCACUGAACGACCAGGUCGUCCGCAUCACGGCCGGAAGGAAGUUUCACGCCGUUGCGGACGAAUGGGAAUUCAAGGCUGACGCCUUUUUGCCCUUUUCUGAGGUCAUGCUAGACAGACUCAUGGCUUUGGUGCAAGAAGUCGAACUUCCGGAGACAAAGAUGGCGCUGCUGAAUACUAUUAGUCUGAUUGUCGAGAGAAUGGAACACCACAUUACACCAUAUGCCAACAGUAUCAUCUCUCUCCUGCCGCCGCUAUGGGAGCAGUCUGGCGAAGAGCAUCUCAUGAAGCAGGCGAUUCUCACUAUACUUGCUCGUCUGACAAAUGCCAUGAAGGCCGACUCGCGCUCAUUCCAUGUUUCGUUCUUGCCCAUUAUUCAAAGCGCCAUCGAGCCUGGGUCAGAUACCCAAGUCUAUCUCCUCGAGGAUGCACUCGACCUGUGGGCGUCUAUUCUCGCGCAGACACCAUCUGCUCCUGAGCCUACGCCACCUGAGCUCCUCAGCCUUCUCCAGUAUCUUCUUCCACUAUUCAAUAUGGACAAUGAAACUCUGCGCAAAGCCAUUGAGCUCACAGAGGCCUACCUUCUACUUGCACCCGCUUCAGUGCUAGCUGAUUCUUUCCGGCCUGCCGUCCUUCAAGCACUCGCGGAGUUACUUGGUACUCUAAAGCCUGAAGCGAAUGGUAUCAUGACACACCUUGUGACAUGUAUCAUUCGUGGAGCUGAAGGGGUUGGUGGCGAAGAGGCAAUCAAGGUGUUGACUAGCGACCUCAUAUCUACUGGCUCUCUAGCAAAGGUUCUUGAAGGUCUACACGGCGCAUGGACACACCACCAGUCUCACGGUCCCUAUCGUGAACUCCCGUCUCAUGCUGUCGAUGGCGUGGUAGAAACAGACUACUUUACUGUCUUAGCCCGUAUCGGCGUCGCUUCUCCUUCGGUACUUCUCGAAGCUCUUGCUUCUCUAUCUAACGAAGGCUUAGAAAAGACACUAGAUUGGUUGCUAGAGGAAUGGUUCAGCCAUAUUGAAAACAUUGGAGAUGCACCAAACAAGAAGCUCAUGUGCCUUGUUCUGACUAGGUUUUUGGAGGGCGGGCAGCCGUGGAUGCUGGCAAAGUUGCAGUCACUGAUCGGUGUCUGGACGGAUGUGCUCGGCGAGUUGCUGGAUGGUAUGGAUGAUCGGACGCAAGAUUCUCUCUACUGGCCUCCAGAACCUUAUCACCCGACUGAGCCCGAAGCCCCAGAAGAUGUGCGCAAGCGUGAGCUCAUUUACACCGACCCUGUACACCAGAUCAAUCUCGUUGCUUUUGUCAGAGAACAUUUGCAGCAAGUGAUUCAGCAGGCUGGUGGCGAACAAGCGUUUCAAGAGGAGUGGUUGAGCCGAGUGGAUAAGGAGGUGCUCAAGGGCUUUGGCGAGUUGGGGAUUAUGUAGGUAGAUGGAGAUGGGGACAUUGGUACAAGAUUAUAAUCGAUUAGAUACUAUCAAGCGAUGAAAUGAGUAAAGAAAUAUGC